Messenger RNA from Petromyzon marinus (sea lamprey), 5376 nucleotides. Its product is annotated as cell adhesion molecule DSCAML1-like. The record is from RefSeq and is a predicted model, not a curated record. NCBI's taxonomy places the organism in Eukaryota, Metazoa, Chordata, Hyperoartia, Petromyzontiformes, Petromyzontidae. Gene Ontology annotation, cellular component: plasma membrane. Gene Ontology annotation, molecular function: sialic acid binding. Gene Ontology annotation, biological process: cell adhesion.
GAGUUCCUGUUUAUUAAAAAAGAAACAAGAAGUUGAGAUUUGUACAUCACAAGGCUGGUUCCCUUUUCUCGUGAAGUAUAAAACAAGCAAACUGAUUUAAUCAACUUCUCAUACGAGAGCAUUGCUUUUCAAUACAUCCAAAAUAAGGCUGGACAUUACAGAGGUUUGUUUUUUUAUUUCAAUGCUAUGAGAAUGCAUUUCCACGUGCAAGGCUUGGCAGUGUUUGGCAGAAUGUGGAUCGGUGUCAUUUGUUGGUUUGCCUUGAGACACCACCCAGAAGUGACAGCUGAAGUGGCGUGGGAAGUGAAUUAUGGACCGAAGGUCGUGACCUUCCCUGGAAGCACCGUGAUUCUUCCCUGUUCCUUCACGUUCCCCGAGAGUGAUGGAUCUAAAGUGACGCUGGCUGUUUGGAAGAAAGACUACGCGCAUUCAGGAACUAACGUGUACAGCCUAACAUCUCCAGUGGCUUGGUAUAAGGACCGGAUGUCUCUGGCUGGAGACCUGAAGGAAAAAAACUGUUCCCUUAAGAUUAUCGACGUACAACGUUCUGAUGCUUCAACUUAUUUCUUUCGGUUUAAGGUGACGAAUGGCUUCACUGGAGCGGAAGGAAUUACGCUGGAAGUAAAAUAUCCAUAUGAACCCAGAGGCAUCAAAGUAAAGUUUGACCCCGACAAAGUGACAGAGGGCAUGAAUGUGACUGUGACGUGUGAAAAUGACAGCUGGCCCCCGGCUCACAACGUCACGUGGUUCAGAGAAAUGCGUAAUGGUCUCAGAGAGUCACUGGCCACAUUCGGAGAAAGAAUAACAAUACCACAAGUACAGGUGGAAGAUUCCGGCUGGUACUAUUGCAUAGCAACGAACACCAAAGGAAGUGGUAGUUCAUAUAAACAUCUACAAGUGUUGUGUGGAGGCGGCGUUUACUCCUCAGUGACGUAUGGGGCCAAGGUGGUGCACGUGACGAAGGGUGCGCAGGCCAUGCUCCCGUGCUCAUUUUGCAUUCAAACGAUCACUAAAUCGUCACACGUGGAAGGCUUCUGGCUCCUCAACAAUGCGAGAUCUUUUACAGACUUUGUCUACCGCGUCAGUGCCAAAUCCACAGCAAUAAUGGACUAUCAAGGCCGGGUGUCUCUACCUGGCGACCUGACAGCACGCAACUGUUCCCUACUCAUUGAAGACAUCAGAAUAUCGGACGAGAGAACUUAUUAUUUUUACCUGGAAGUAGAUGGUACAAGAAUUAUUGCAAAAAUGGGAAUUGAUCUGAAGGUUACUGCGGUACCAGGCAGCGUGCUAGCACAGCAAGAUGUGCCGGCGCUGGAGAUUGGACAGCCGGCCUCCCUGAGCUGCAGUGUAGCGAACGUGUACCCCAGGGGCUCGAUAAACAUCACCUGGUGCGAGGAUUUCAUCACCGGAGGAGUGAUCACGAAGACUGAAACGGCGCUUCCAGAUGGAACGUUCAACAUCACAAGCAGGCUUAACUUCACGCCAUCAGCAGACCAUGAUGGAAAGAAGUGUCCUUGCUCUGUCCGGGGUGUGAACCUCCCAUCAAUGCUCCAGGAAACUAUCACACUCCAUUGCGAAGAGAAAGAUCACUUGGAUAUGGUCAUGCUGGUGGCUGUCGGUGUCGUUGCAUUGGGCGUGCUGUUUAUUUUGCUUAUCAUACUGCUCAUUCUGCGACGACGGAGAAGGGCAAAGCAAAGCCGACCUCGCGAGUGCCUGCAUCCAGAACUGAUGUCAUCGGCGCAACCUCCAUCCGUCAACGACUGCAGCCCGGAUGCAAACCCACGAGACGUGGUUCAGAGGGCGAGAGACACGGGGUACGAUAAGCCCACCAGGGUGUCUGCAGACGAGGCUGUGUACAGCAACGUGGAAAAGAAGCCUCGAAAAGCCAACAAAGGGGCUUCCAGUGCCCAAGGGCUGCACCGUGCGGGCCCAGCAGCCGACGGUGCAACAUUAUCAGAUACAGCCCCCAGCACUCUACCACAGAAACAGCCCAGGACCUUGGAAAACGAGAACUCGGUAACCUACAGCAAAGUCAGCUUCAUGCGCAAGGGGCCAAGAGUUGUGUUGGAGCACCCUCGGCAGGAAGAUCAAGUGGAGGAGGCACGCUGUGGUCAGGCAGACGGUCAGACCACCCAUCCUGAGCAAGCAUCCAGGCCCUCAGGAGACGAAGACGGACCUGGCGCCGGCUACGGCAGGGAUGGGGAUGAACACGCCGGUCUUGGCGACGAAUGUGCCGGUGUUAGCGACGAUGAUAACGGAGGCGAUAUUGUUUACGCCACGUUGUCAUUUGGCAACGCUCCGGGGAAAGACUGAACACGGCUCGAAAUGUUAAAACAUUUUUUUUUUGCAAAAAGCGCCCAUUUAUUAUAGAGCUUAUUGACAGCAACUUUUUCACAUCGCUUUUACAUUCCGUGUUGAAAGAUAAAAAAAAAACACAUUGCCUAAGUUAAAAUUGCACUUCAAGGUAGAUGUUCCUAAUGCUCAAGUCAUUUCUUUCUGUAAAGUCACGUAGAUCGAAAAAAUAUAUAUUACGAUGUUCACAUCACCUGAAGACGGUCGCUUGUGGUUGCGAUCGAAACGUCGUGAUCUAUUGUUUUAUAGCCACGUGACUUUACCGAAAGAACCAAAGAGUAAGGAAUCCAAGCAGUCACGACAGCUUCAAAUCAACAAUAAUUACAGUCGAAAUUUUCUUGUGGGAGGCAUUGGCCACGCGACUCCAUUAAUCCGCAAUUUUUAUUCGGGGGCUGCAGGAGCAACUCGGACUGACUUGCUGCGACUCCAAUCUGUAAAAAAACAAAAAGUGGAUUGUUGAAGUUUCUCCAUGUUUAUUAUAUUAAAGCCGAAUUGACCAAUUCUGCUAUGUGGAUCUGUAGUUAAAGAUUUUUGCAUGUUCAGGCUUAAUAUCCAAGUCAAAAUAAUGCAGAAAUGCUUAACUACUCCACAGAUAACGUAAGCACAUUUUUUUCUGUGCCAGAUACACCUUUUUACAUGUACUAUGCCUCCGUUUGCCUUUGUAUAUCUGUUUUUGAUUGGUUUGUCUCUCUGCACCGCUAUUCUUCUCUGUUUGAUUUUCCGAACGUUUCCCGCCUCUCCUCCUGUCGCCGGAUCUACGUGUGUGUCUUUUUUAAAUCUCUAUUUGUCUCCGUAUCUCAAUCUUCGUUACAGCUCCAUUUGACUCUUGUCUCCAUCUGCCCCUCGUGUAUGUCUGUGUCUCCCUGCAUCUCCGCGUAAAUAAUGACAAAUCUUCAGGGGGCAAAACCCCUCGGAUAUGUAUUACUGCCGCUCCUGCAAUAUUAUGAGCUUUUGUUGUGAAGCAUGGAAGGUGCCCUACAUUUUAGGAUUCACAGAUAAUUGGAGUGUGGAUUUGUGGAGAUCUACCUGUGUACCGGCAAUAACCCAUCAUGAUAGACAUUGUGGUCCGAAUAUUCAAAUGAGCAUGGGCAGUGCCUCGUCUACAAUGGCAGUCCUGAACUUGGGGUUAUAAUUGCGCGUUCCCGUGCCAGCGACAAAGCUAUCGAAACGAUUGUACACUUCCUACAACGCUAAUUUUAUCGGCACCCUCGAGUACGAUGGACUGAGUCGACCACCCUUGAGAAUUUAACCCAUGACCUGAGUACACUUUUAGCAUUCUGCCAUAGGACCACCUGUAUAUUAAUGACCGGUAAAUUGUAUCCAACUAAUAGGAUUGUAUAUAGCUUGCUUUACACAUUCCCAUUGAAAUGGAGUCGAUAUUUUUUUUUGUUUAUCAGUUUCUGUAACUUGAGAUAUAUCAGGUAAAACUAACAUGCCAUUUUAUGCAGCUGUUAACGUGUAGAUUCUGGUCUGUAUUUACUUAUAAAGUAGAAUUACGACUCUUUGUGCUCAUUUAGCCGGGCCAGGUUGUGGAUAGAGCUAUGAACAUCACUCUGGAAGAGUGGAGAAAUAUGUUUGGAGUGUGUGUAAACGGCUAGUCGAGGUCGGAAGUGCUGUCCAAGCGUUAAGUAAUAUUGGGGGAAGACUAGAAAUGCCAGAUGAUGGGAUACUGUCAGGGCAGAUGUUGCAGGUUGCAUGUGUACUGUGCAGUAGCUGUGGGAUCUGUGCAGAGGAUAAAAAAAUGGCAUUGGGGAGGUGUGGUGGCAUCAACAACUUGACUACGAUGGCAUCUUCAUGUUGAGCUCCGUAUUAGUGUGCACAGUAUUGAGUCUCGACUGAAAAACAUUGUUAUCUGUAUAUCGACGCAGUGGCUACUGAUACCACUGGAAUAUACAUUUCAUGAUAUUUUUUUCAAUUUGAUGUUUGUGUUUGAGUAUUACUAACCAGUAUGUAGUGUAGUACAGUACUUUUUUGUGCUAAUUUAUAUGCAAAUUUCAAUUGUGUUUUCUAAAGAAGGCCCGCCACUGCCUGAGACAUCACUUAUUAUAUAUUUAUUUUUUUGUACAUUGUUACUGACUAAUGCGUUUGCGGUUUUUUUUUUAUAUUUGCGCUUAUGCACCACUGCCGACGCACAAUCACACAGAGAAAAAAAAAGUUAAAUUGUGCAGAUUAAGUUGCGUACAAAGAUAUGUUUAAAACCCAUAACAUGGAACUAAGAUCGAAAACUAUAUUCCUUAGAAAAUAGAAAACAGAAUUCUACUUUUACAUUUUUUUUUACAUGUCCAGGUUCUUUGUUAAAUUAAUGUUAGUUUCCAUCCGCAAUUUAAAAAAAAAUAUUUGGCAAGGAAUACUUAUUUUUUUACAACGCUGCAUGCACGUCCAGGACACCGUUGUUGCCAAAGUGGUCAGCAGCUUCUUGGCAUGAUGUCAAUUCGAAAUUAAGGAACCUGGCAUUUUGUAGCAUGAAAACAUACAGUAAGUGCUUACCGUUACGAACACGGAGCUAUAGUCCACAUGAACAAAUUCAUUCAUUCACACACAUCUGUUGUAAACCUCGGUGUCAACAUGUUUGAACAAGAACCAAAAUCAAAUGAAAGAAGGGAAAACGUUUGGCCACUAGGGGACGCUGUUCCAUAUUAUUUGGCCUUCAAAAUGCCACUUUUUUUAAAGGAAAACCGAUUAAAACCGGUUUAUCUACUAUUUUAAAUAAAUAAACCAUGGUUUUACGUGAAACUGUUGGGGAAACAACAAUAUAUCCGGAUUUGCAGUAACUCACGUUUACGGAAAAAACUUUGCCUAAGAAAUAUAUCCAAAGGUUUUCAUUUUAAAAAAAACUGUCUGAAAAAAAUGCAGAGGGGGCAUUCCGAGAACAACAGCCGUUUAGUGUCGUGCCAAAACCAAGCAAACUUGAACCGAAAAAAAUUAGCACAUUCUCCGGAUUUAUUAGACGUUUCGGGAAGUGGAACGCAACCCCCACAAAAGCUUGUGUCUGGUGUAAAUAAAUUAGUUUUUUUUUCAAUCUAA